Cariama cristata (Red-legged seriema) is the source of this 629-nucleotide messenger RNA. RefSeq names its product membrane-associated ring finger (C3HC4) 11 (gene MARCHF11). NCBI's taxonomy places the organism in Eukaryota, Metazoa, Chordata, Aves, Cariamiformes, Cariamidae. Gene Ontology annotation, biological process: protein ubiquitination. Bases 1 to 588 code for a protein of 195 amino acids. The transcript has 3 exons. The record is from RefSeq and is a predicted model, not a curated record. Gene Ontology annotation, molecular function: ubiquitin-protein transferase activity.
AUGGGGCUAGAGUGGGGAGUCUGCCAAGCUAAUUUAGACAAUUAUGGCCAAGAAAGGCCAUACAUGUUAAGGUGGCAAAGCAUUACUAUAACACUGGUUGAGAAAGUGCAGAUGGUUGCUGUAAUCCUAGGAUCUCUGUUCUUAGUAGCAAGUGUGACUUGGCUUCUAUGGUCAGCCUUCAGCCCUUAUGCAGUAUGGCAAAGAAAGGACAUCCUUUUUCAAAUCUGCUAUGGAAUGUAUGGUUUUAUGGAUCUAGUAUGCAUAGGACUGAUAGUACAUGAAGGUGCAUCUGUUUAUCGAGUGUUUAAGCGCUGGAGGGCUGUGAAUCUGCACUGGGAUGUGUUAAAUUAUGAUAAAGCCACAGACAUAGAAGAGAGCAAUCGAGGAGAAUCCUCAACAGGAAGGACAUUGUGGUUACCACUGACUGCAUUUAGAAACAGAAGUUUAGUUCAUCCAACACAGUUAACCUCACCAAGAUUUCAGUGUGGCUAUGUAUUGUUACAUCUGUUCAACCGCAUGAGACCUCAGGAGGAUUCAUCAGAGGAUAAUGACUCUGGGGAAGUAGUGAUGAGAGUGACCUCAGUGUAAAGAUUAUGCUCACCGUGCUACACAGAUAAGGAUAAUGUACC